UUGCGAGCAGCCACCAAAAUCGUGAGCGCUGUGGAAAUUCCCCGACGUCGUGAUCCCUUUCGAUUGCGGUGUUUGCCUAACUAGCCGAGUGGCGCCAGUACCCAGUUUUCGGAUUUGACAGUAUCUGGGGGCGUGAGUGGGUAAUGGUUUUGCUUUUGUUUUUCUGUGUGCAGGUUCGUUGUGGUGAGUUGAGGAUUUCCCCUCAGGAUUCAGCGAUUGUGCUUGGAGCAGUUACCCCUGCAUGAUCCCUUUUUUUGGGGGGUGCGCUUGUCGCGUCAGGGAUCUACCGCGACGGUGGGUGGGUAGGUGGGUAGAUCUGUCAGUGAGUCGCCAAAGGAAUUGAAUUCGCUUCUGAGGCUGAAACGACGUAUGCUUGAGUCUCAUACUCUUUCUCCAACCUCCUCGUCACCAUCACUGAUUUUUUUUUCGUGACAAGGUAGUCAUCGGUGUGUUUGCAACAACAGUUUGCCAGUAAGAGAGCUAGAAUUCACGCUGACACCUUCGUACUGCAAAUGUAUUUUGAAUCCCGCCAAUUUUUCCAUUUAGUCCAGAUACUUGCUGAGUGGCUCAGCCUUUUUUAGUGCUGGUUGAGGAUUUGUUGCCAUUGGGGAUUUUCAGAAUGGAUCUGAAUACAAUUAUUGCCCUUGGUGAAUCUAUCCUGAGUCUUUCGGAAGUGUGGGUACGCGAUGCAAGACAGGUCUGUGAAUGUUGCUGAUGACGUUUCCCCGGAUGUGCGAGCGUGAGUGAAGAACUACGGGCUCUGGCGCGCCAGCAGCGGAAUUUGGCCCUGAUAUGACCAGCUUCUAGGCUUGCAAAUGAUAAAUGUCAAGGAUGUCCAAGAUUAGGGUUCUUCACAUUGAGCCUGAACUUUUCUUUCAUUUCCAGUUCAGUGAGUCCAAUGUGAAGUCAGACAGACACAUUUAACUCGAGAAGAAUUUAGAGAUUGAUACAGUCGCAAAGGUGGAGCUAGGGUGAGUAGGAGAUGGGGACAUUGACUCUGCCACCCUGUUUCAAUUUACAAGAGGAUUGCAAAGAGCUUCGAAGUUCACUCAAAGGUCUCGGAUCCAAUGAGAAGAAAGUUAUUGAAAUUUUAGGAAGGAGAACGCAGGCGCAGCGACUUGAAAUUGCACAGGCUUAUCAGACAGUGUAUGGGGAGAGCUUGCAUAAGCGACUUAAGUCAGCAUUUAGUGGCAAGCUUGAGAAAUGUAUACUGCUGUGGAUGAUGGACUCGGCUGAGCGUGAUGCAAUACUUAUGCACGAAUUGAUGAAAGUUGGUGGCACAAAGGCCGAUCGUUCUCUGAUUGGGUUAGUCUGUACACGGAAUUCAGCACAACUCUACUUGAUCAAGCAAGCGUAUUAUACCAUGUUCAAUCAAACUAUAGAAAACCACAUGGACGGAACGGAUUCACAUUUCGUGGAGUUUCAGAAGAGCAAAUGGGCAUUUUGGCGUAGUAGUGAAUCUAAGGUGAAGGAAGCACCCAAACGACUAGUUAGUGUUACAAAGCUCCUGUUAGCGCUGGUUCGUGGUAAUCGGCCCGAGAACACACCCGUUGAUAGGCACAUUGCUUUAAAUGAUGCACAUCAACUCCAUAAGGUGGUUAUAGGAAAAGGAGGUAAUGAGGAUACUUUGGUCCGCAUACUUUGCACUCGGAGCAUACAACAGCUUACGGCCACAUUCAAUUACUACCAUCAGCAUUACGGUCGCGAACUUGAGCAGUCUCUUACACGGGGGGGAUGUGGAGAAUUCGAACAAGCACUUCGAUACACUGUGAUGUGUUACCGCCAACCGGCAAAAUUUUAUGCGGAGGAACUAAAUGCUGCACUAGGAGGAGCAGGAACGGACGAUGAUGCGUUGAUUCGAGUAGUAACAACUCGUGCUGAGGUGGAUAUGCAAUAUAUCAAGUUGGAGUUUGCGAAUGAAAGUAAGAAAAAACUAGAAGAUAUGAUUGCCAAUGAAACAAGUGGAAACUACCGGUACUUCCUUCUCACCCUUGUCGGACCUGGAGACCUCGGUAUGUUCAGCCCCAGGACUUCUAAUGGCUCAAUGUCCUUCUACAGUCCCAGAACAUCCAAUGGUUCCGCAUCUCUUCAGCAAUCUGCAGGCUCACAAAAUGGUUCAGCCUCAUACUACAGUCCAAGAUCGAGUGGCCAAGGAUCGUUUCAAAUGUAACUCAGUCAACAGAUUUAACCCUUUUCCUUAGGAACAGGUGUGAAGCAUGAGAUUUAGAUUCAUGUUUGAAGUUUAGUUGAAGUAGUCCCGUUCAAAUGUUUUCCUCUGGACCGGUUUACCUUGCGCGUGUGACUCCACUGUACAGAGAGAAUAAUAUAUCCAGAGUUGUACAUUGGCAUUCUGCUCUCCUCUAUGUUCAUUGUAUGCGCAAUCUAUAAAAGAUUUGAAGACAUAGUUUAUUGCAGAA
Messenger RNA from Physcomitrium patens, 2417 nucleotides. The record is from RefSeq and is a predicted model, not a curated record. NCBI's taxonomy places the organism in Eukaryota, Viridiplantae, Streptophyta, Bryopsida, Funariales, Funariaceae.